AUGUUGUUUUUCAAAUGGUCAUUGUUGGUGACUUUGUUUGCUGCUGUUACUAUUGCUACACCCACCGAAAAGAGACAUGAUAAGUACAUUGCUUAUCCGAUCGAACAUGUCGAUCAUUCAUCUCUUGCAAAAAGAUAUGAACUGGACACGUUUGACGGUUUUGCAGGAAGUGGUGCCAGAUAUAUUACAAAAUUAAAAGUUGGAUCCACCAAACAAGAAGUUGCAGUCAUUAUCGACACUGGAAGUUGGGCAUUGAAUUUCCCUAGUAUUGAUGCCAAAUGCGGUGGCAAAGCGUGUCCUGCAGAUGUGGCUUUCGAUCCAAAGCAAUCGACCACUUACAAAAACUACAGCACUGUCCUGAAAAGUUAUUAUGGCAGUGGUGGUACAACUCAUGCUUUUGGGUUCAAGCUGGCUGAUGAUUUUUAUUUUGACAAUGGUGACAAGCUUCCAAAUUUUGAAUUCACUUUGGUUAAUGAAACAUCCUCCCCAAGAGGUAUUUUUGGCAUUGGAUACAAUACAAACUCCAACACUUCCUAUAUUUUGGCUACUAAGAAAGCUGGGUACAUUAACCAAGCUGGAUUUUCAAUCUAUUCAGGACCAGAUGACAAAGGUGCUUUCCUUCUAGGUGGUGUCGAUAAAGCCAAAUAUGAAGGAGAAUUGGCACUUUAUGAAAGUAAAUUGGCUGUUCCUGCCAAAUCCAUCACAACAGCCAAUGGCACAGUUUUAGAGUUCCCCAGUGUUUUGGCUUUUGAUACAGGUAGUGCUGGCUUAAUAUUGGACCCUGAGAUUGUUGACCAAAUCUUUCGAGAAGUACGUGAUGAGAAGGGCAAAAUUUCAUGCGAUUUAGCCUUGAGCGGUAACAAGAAGUUCCAAUUUGAUCUUGGUCAAGGAAUAUUGAUUGAAGUGCCUUACUCGGAUGCUUUCUACUGGAAUGCCGAUAAAACCAAUUGUCAAACCCGUCUUGGAUCAACAGGACGUCACGGAGCAACUCAGAAUGUGGGUGUUCCGCUUCUUAAGCAUGUUUUCCUCACUCAUAACUAUGACACCGGAAAGCUCGGUGUAGCUCCAGUGAAGCACACCGAUGAGAGUAACAUUGUCGACUUUUGGUUUUAA
Lodderomyces parapsilosis is the source of this 1113-nucleotide messenger RNA. RefSeq lists its product as uncharacterized. The coding region runs from base 1 to 1113 and encodes 370 amino acids. The record is from RefSeq and is a predicted model, not a curated record. Gene Ontology annotation, molecular function: aspartic-type endopeptidase activity. NCBI's taxonomy places the organism in Eukaryota, Fungi, Ascomycota, Pichiomycetes, Serinales, Debaryomycetaceae. The transcript has a single exon. Gene Ontology annotation, biological process: proteolysis.